Messenger RNA from Triticum urartu, 2895 nucleotides. RefSeq names its product LSD1-like 1 (gene LDL1). Gene Ontology annotation, cellular component: nucleus. The record is from RefSeq and is a predicted model, not a curated record. NCBI's taxonomy places the organism in Eukaryota, Viridiplantae, Streptophyta, Magnoliopsida, Poales, Poaceae. Gene Ontology annotation, molecular function: protein binding; oxidoreductase activity.
CCCUCCCGAGUCCCGACUCUGCCUUCGCCCCGCACAGUUCUGGCCCUAAACCAACCCCUGAACCCUCCCAAUUCCCAAAUCUAGUCGCCGACCUCGCCGCAUCCUUCGCCGGAGACCCCAAUGGAGGAAGGCAACGGGGCGCAGCCACCGCCCUUGCCUCCGCCCGAAGCCGCGGGGCAUCUAGCUCUCGUCCCCAUGGAGCAGGACGAGGACCAGGCAGCCGCGGCGGAGCCCAUGGAGGACGGCGCGGCCGGGGGAGACGCCGCGGAGCCCAUGGAGGAGGACGCGCCCACGUCCUCCCCGACCCCGUCCGCCCCCUCCACCACCGCGGCCGUCGACGACUCCACCGUCGCGCGGAAGCGCCGCCGCCGCAAGAAGCAGUUCCCCGGCAUGAUCCCCACGGCCGGCGUCCGCGUCCUCCGCGCCUCCUCCUCGUCGGGGGCCACCGCGGCGCAUCUCGCCGGCAUCCCGCGCCGCCGUGGCCGCCCGCCGACCAACUCCUCCCUCCGCCUGGCGCGGGAGCUGGAUUCCGAGGCCACCAUCGCGCUCGCGGCGGGGUUCCCCGCCGAUACCCUCUCCGAGGACGAGGUCGCCGCCGCCGUCAUCCCGCUUAUCGGUGGCGCCGACCAGGCCAACUACCUCGUCGUGCGCAACCAUAUUCUCGCGCUCUGGCGCUCUAAUCCCCUCUCCCCCGUCGCGGCCAACGCCGCGCUCGCAUCCAUCCGCGCCGAGCAUGCGCCCCUCGUCGCCGCCGCACACUCCUUCCUAUCGGACCAUGCCUACAUCAAUUUCGGCCUCGCCCCCUCCAUUGUCUCCCUACCACCAAUCCCCCCUCCCUCCCAUCCUCCCCCUUCUGUCCUCAUCGUGGGUGCUGGCUUUGCUGGCCUCGCCGCCGCACGCCACCUUAUGUCCCUUGGCUUCAAGGUUGCCAUUGUCGAAGGCCGACUCCGCCCAGGUGGCCGUGUGUUUACUAAGACAAUGCGGUCCUCUGCAGCAGACUAUCCUGACAUUGCUGCUUCUGCUGAUCUGGGAGGCAGUGUGCUCACUGGUAUUAAUGGGAACCCCCUUGGUGUCAUAGCACGGCAGCUUGGGUUCCCACUUCACAAGGUGCGGGACAAGUGCCCGCUGUAUCUUCCGGAUGGCCGCCCAGUCGACCCUGACAUGGAUGGUCGUGUUGAAGCUGCCUUUAACCAGCUUCUUGACAAGGUUUGCCAGCUGCGGCAGGUUAUCGCAGAUAAUGUCCCACACGGUGUGGAUGUGUCACUUGGCAUGGCACUCGAGGCAUUCCGGGCAGCGCAUGGUGUUGCCGCUGAGCCAGAGGAACGGAUGCUUCUUGAUUGGCAUCUGGCCAACCUGGAGUAUGCCAAUGCCGCUCCUCUUGCUGAUCUCUCCAUGGCCUUCUGGGACCAGGAUGAUCCAUACGAAAUGGGUGGCGACCACUGCUUUAUACCUGGUGGCAAUUCCCAAUUUGUCCGAGCACUUGCUGAUGGCGUCCCGAUAUUCUAUGGACAGAAUGUGCGAAGGAUACAGUAUGGGUGUGAUGGUGUGUUGGUCUACACUGAUAAGCAGACAUUCCGUGGUGAUAUGGCGCUCUGCACUGUUCCCCUUGGUGUGCUUAAGAAGGGGGACAUUGAUUUUGUGCCAGAGCUGCCAGUUCAGAAACAAGAAGCCAUUCAGAGAUUGGGUUUUGGGCUUCUUAAUAAGGUUGUGAUGUUAUUCCCUUUUGACUUCUGGGAUGGUAGGAUUGAUACAUUUGGGCAUUUGACUGAGGACUCUAGUCAACGAGGUGAAUUCUUCCUGUUCUAUAGCUAUUCUUCAGUCUCAGGAGGUCCACUGCUUGUUGCCCUUGUUGCUGGGGAAUCUGCUAUCAGUUUUGAGAAGAAGUCACCAAUGGAAAAUGUCGAGAGGGUGUUAGACACACUUAAAAAAAUCUUUUCACCCAUGGGGAUCGAGGUACCAAACCCAUUGCAGGCAAUAUGUACUCGAUGGGGCACUGACAGGUUUUCAUAUGGAUCAUAUUCACAUGUGGCUAUUGGGUCUUCCGGUGAUGAUUAUGAUAUUUUGGCUGAGAGUGUUGGUGAUAGAAUCUUCUUUGCCGGGGAGGCAACAAAUAGGCGGUACCCUGCAACGAUGCAUGGAGCUCUGCUUAGUGGGUACAGAGAGGCUGCCAAUAUUGUAAGAGCCGCUAGAAAGAGAGCAAAAAAGGUUGACUUAUCUGAGAAAAUAGUUGUCAGUUAUGAAGCCAAAGAUAUUGUUCAAGAUGACAACAUUGAUUUGGAUGAUCUCUUCCGUACCCCUGAUGUUGCUUUCGGUGGCUUCUCAGUUCUGCAUGACCCAUCUAUAUCUGAACCUGAUUCAGCAUCAUUGCUGCGUGUUGGAAUUGGUGCCAGAAAGUUAGGCUCUGGUUCACUUUUCCUGUACGGCCUAAUAAUGCGGAAGAAUGUAACUGAGCUAGCUGCAAUGGAAGGCGACGAGCAGCGGUUGAGUACACUGUACCGAGAUUUUGGGACAAAACUGGUGGGAUUGGAUGGCUUGGGUGAUGCUGGGGAAAGCCUUAUAUCACGGAUAAAGGCUUCUUCUAAGAAGUAGCAUCCAGUCAAGAUGUUGGAAUGGUUGACUCAGCUGUAACAGUUGUCAGCUCUGAGCAUUUAGUUUGCAAGUCCAACAUAGCUACUGACCUUUCAAGUAAUUCAUUCAUUUCAUUGAUUGCUAUAUACCUCUCAAUUCUCAUCAAGGUGUAAGCUGUGCCAUGUAAUACUGGUUAAACCAUGGGUAGUCAUUGAAGAUCAUAUCACCAUGGGAAAUAAUGGAAUUCUUAUCAGUACUUUCUGUUCAGACUUGAUACACCUCUCUGACAUUUCUAUGACAUUGUGAUGCAAUAUUUUUUUUUGGUGA